CGUCAUUAUGAUAAGGCUUUACGAGAAAGAGAAUCACGCCAAAACAUAUGCAGUUUAUAGACCUGAUUAUCCCAUUUCAGUCGCAGAAGAAAUCAUUAGUUAUGUAAGAAGGAAAAGCGGGUUACAAAAAGGUGAUAAUAUACCGGUAAUGGUCGACAUUGGAUGUGGGACCGGGCAAUCAACUAAACUUUUUCAACCUUACGUAUCAAAAAUUGUAAGUAUCGAUCCAAGUGAAAAUCAAAUCGAGCAAGCAAAGAUAUUCAAUUCUGCACCGAACGUUACGUACUUUGUGGGGAAAGCUGAAAGCAUGCCUGUUGACGACGAAUCCGUGGACAUUGUUUGUGCUGGAACUUCAAUACACUGGGUUGAUUUUGGAUGUUUUUUCAAGGAAUGCAGCAGAGUGCUGAAGCCCAGUGGUAGCAUAGCUCUCUACGCGUAUGGGAAACCGAAUAUUACCCAGUUGGAUAGAAGUCCUGACCCAAGUGCUGCUUCAAUUUUGUCCAAUCUAUGUUCGGAAUGUAUCUCACACGAACGAACUAGUCAUGUGGGCGACAAGUACAGUAGAAUAUUUGACAUGAUAACUUGUGCAGAUAAAACUAGGUCUGAUUUUCACAAAAUCGAAAAGGAGUUAAGUCUGGAGGAAUUUUCAAAAUAUGCUUCGACGUGGUCAAGCUAUCACACAUUUUUGAAAAAUAAAGAGGAUAGUCAAUCUGAUAUUUUAAAGGAUUUCGGCAAAGAUUUGAAAAAACUUUGGCAUGUGGAGCACUUACGUGAUGAUGAAAUAAAAUUAUUCGUUACGUGGGAUGUGUUCAUACUUCUUUCAGGCAGACCUUGGAAGUGAACUUUUCAUUCCUAACUAUCAUAUUUCUGACCACCGAAUUUACAUAACCAAAUACAAAGUUUUUAUAAAUUAA
Styela clava is the source of this 914-nucleotide messenger RNA. The record is from RefSeq and is a predicted model, not a curated record. Lineage: Eukaryota; Metazoa; Chordata; Ascidiacea; Stolidobranchia; Styelidae.